AUGUCGGCGGCACAGUCAACUUCGUCUUCUACACAAUCACGAGAUACUAUGGUUGAAUUUCUUCAUAAUGUCACAGGAUUCAAUAUUGAAGAUUGUAUUUAUUUUCUUCAGCAAAGUAAUUGGAAACUUCAGGAUAUUUUAGAUGAUUUUUACAAUGGAAAAGAAUUGAAGAAUAAAUUCAAUCAAAAUUCAAAUGAAAAAAUCGAAAAAAAUCGAUCUCAACCAACACCUACUCAAAAUUCAAAUAAAUUCAAUGCAAACAACAAUCGAAAACAACAAGUAGUUGAAGAUAAUGAUCUUUAUUAUGCUCAACUUCUACAUCAUUAUGGUGAUGCAGACGAAUCAGCAAGAAAAUAUAGGUCAGAGGGACAACAUAAUCAACAACCUCAACAAUUUCAACAGCCCCAACAAUUUCAACAACAACCAAGAGAAAAUACUAAAACUGGGCCUAUUUAUCAUGAAAGACAAGAAUAUCUUCGAUGUGGUGUUCAUGCAUUAAAUAAUCUAUUUCAAAUUCCACAUUUAUUCACUCAUGAAUAUCUCGAUAAUAUUGUGCAUCAAUUCGACAAAAGACAUGAAAACAAUGAUUAUGGAAGAUUAUGGAUAGGUGAUUAUGAUUUACGUAUAUUAAUAGAAGCUAUUAAGCAACGUGGACAUGCUGUUCAACAAAUAAAUUUUUUUACCAAUGAACCACUUCAAAAUCUUCCAUGGGAUUCUUAUUUUGGUUUAUUGAUAAAUUUAAAUAGUGAACAUUGGUUUACAAUUAAAAGUAUUAAUGGAAUUUAUUAUAAUCUUGAUUCAACAUUUAAAAAACCAUCAGCAAUUGGACAAAAACAUAAUUUAGUUAAUUAUCUAAUUUUUCUUAUUGAGAGAUUUAAAAGUGUAUAUUUAUUUGCUGUAUUAUAA
Messenger RNA from Rotaria sp. Silwood2, 906 nucleotides. Lineage: Eukaryota; Metazoa; Rotifera; Eurotatoria; Philodinida; Philodinidae. The record is from the annotation of a GenBank genome assembly.